AGUUCGGUGCCGAAAAGUGUUGUUAGUUUACAAAAGUGUUGCCAGCAAAUACAGAAUGCUCAUCUUAAAAGCCCCGUUGUGGAAUAAUUGGUUACGGUCAAGUAUAGUCCCGUAUACGGCAGCAUCGAAACGAUGGCUCAGUGCGCAAGCGGCUGUCGAUCACGUUGAUCCGGAAUGGGCCACAGCAAAACCGUACAAAGACAUCCCCACACCAUCCCUAAUUGAGUUCAUACGUGGAUUUCAAAAAAAUGGGCGUUACGCAAAUCUUGAUCUCGUGGAGCUGCAUUCACGCAUGUGGGCAGAUUUUGGUGAUAUUGUUCGGUUCCGGGGAAUGUUUGGCCGGAACGAUGUAAUCAUGACGUACAGCCCUGCCGACAUUGAGAAGGUGUUCCGUACCGAAGGCCAAUGGCCGGUACGACGUGGAUUCGAUAGCUUCACUUAUUAUCGACAGAAGGUUCGCCCCGAUAUCUUUGGUGAGACGGGAGGUUUAGUCACGGAACACGGAGAAAAAUGGCAAAAUGUGCGCACCGUCGUAAACCCGGUAAUGAUGCAGCCGAAAACGAUUAAACUGUACAUCGAUCAGGUUGAUGAAAUUGCACGCGAGUUUAUGACGCUCGUUGCUGAGAUGAGAGAUUCGAAGAAUGAACUUCCGAAGAAUUUCGACCAAUGGCUUAAUCGAUGGGCGCUUGAAACGAUGGGUGUGCUUGCAUUGGAUACGAGACUCGGCGUGCUGGAGUCGGAUCAAUCGCAGGAAGCCAAGAAGAUCAUUGGGCUUGUUCGAGAUCUUUUCGAGCUAACUUACGUUUUGGACGUGGAAAUGUCGCUCUGGAAGUACUUCAGUACGCCCUCUUACAAGAAACUGAUGCGUGUGUUUGACGAUCUAACUAAUUUGAUUAUGGCAAAAAUUGAUGAGGCAAAGGAGAGACUUGAAAAGCAACCAUCAAACUCCGCCAAUCAAAGUGUGCUGGAGAAGCUGUUGAAGAUCAACAAGCACAUCGCGGUCAUCAUGUCUCUGGACAUGCUUAUUGCUGGGAUUGAUACGACAUCUUCCGGCUCGAUCGGUAUACUGUACUGCUUAGCGAAGCAUCCGGAAAAGCAGGCAAAGCUACGAGAAGAGCUCCGUACCAUUCUGCCCAAAAAGGACUCACCAUUGACCGCUGAGAAAAUGCAAAAUCUCCCGUACUUGAGGGCCUGCAUCAAGGAGGGUCUACGACUGUAUCAACCGGUUGCAGGAAACAUGCGUGCCGCCGGUCGGGACAUCGUACUGCAGGGUUAUCGCAUUCCGAAGGGAACGGAUAUUGCCAUGGGAACGGCAGUACUGCAGCGUAACGAUAAGUACUUCCGUCGAGCUGCCGAAUACCUUCCGGAACGUUGGCUAUCGGAUCGGCCGGGCGAUGUUCCAAAUGCAAAGGACGCGAGCCCGUUUAUCUUCCUUCCGUUUGGCUUUGGUGCUCGCAGCUGUAUUGGCAAACGGCUCGCCAUGAUGGAGAUGGAAAUUAUUACCGCUCGUCUGGUGCGACAGUUUGAUCUGCGCUGGAACUAUGAUCAACUUCGCUUCAAGACAGCACUGAUCAACAUCCCCUCGAAUCCGUUGCAGUUCGAGCUGAGAGAAGUUGAUUGUGCGAAACGGUUUCAAAGUACGGUAGCCACGGCAACGAAAGAUUUUAUCGAUCCGGAAUGGGAAUCGGCAAAGCCGUACAAGACCAUUCCAAGCCCUAAACUGAUGUCAUUUGCGAAAGAAUUUAAGGAGGGAGGUCGUUAUUAUGAUCUCACCGGUGCCGAUUUGUACAGCCGCUGGCGUGAUGAUUAUGGGGAGUUGAUGCGUAUCAAAGGCAUGUUCGGUAGGGCGGACAUUGUUCUGACCUUUCGGCCGGAAGACUUUGAGAAGGUGUUCCGCACGGAAGGUGUUUGGCCGAUACGGCGAAGCUCGGAAACGCUGAGCUACUAUCGGAAGAAGGUGCGUCCAGAAGUGUUUGGAGAGUUGAGUGGCCUCAUUACAACGCAAGGUGAAGAGUGGCAAAAAGUACGUACCAUGGUGAAUCCGGUGUUGAUGCAACCCAAAAUUAUCCAGCUGUACGUGAACCAAGUUGAUGCUAUUGCCAGAGAGUUUAUGAACAUAGUGGCUGCUUUACGGGAUGACAAAAAGGAGCUGCCAUCUGACUUCGAUCAGUGGUUGAACCGAUGGGCUCUGGAGACAGUAGGAGUACUUGCGCUGGACACUAGGCUGGGUGUUCUUCAACCGGAACAUUCCGCAGAGGCCAAGUCUAUCAUUGCGCUUGUAAGGAAUGUUUUUGACUUGAUGUACCGUUUGGAGAUGGAGCUUCCGCUUUGGAAGUACUUCAAAACUCCUACCUUUAAGCAGCUGAUGAAGAAGUUUGAUAAUCUAACGAACAUCAUAAUGGCGAAAAUUGAUACAGCAGUUGAGAAGUUUGAAAGGAAUCCAACGUUGGGAGGUAAUCAAAGUGUGUUGGAGAAACUUUUGCGAGUGAACAAACAGGUAGCCAAUGUGAUGGCGUUCGAUAUGCUGAUGGCAGGAAUUGAUACGACAUCCUCCAGCACCACUGGGUUGCUCUACUGUCUCGCUAAGAAUCCGGAGAAACAGGCCCGUUUGCGCGAAGAACUUAAGGCAAUAUUACCACACAAGGAUUCGGCACUGUCGCCAGAAAGUAUGCGCAAUCUACCGUACCUAAGAGCGUGCAUUAAGGAGGGCUUACGAUUGUAUCAACCGACGCCAGCGAAUGUGCGGAAAGUUGGUCAAAAUAUCGUUCUGCAAGGAUACCGUAUACCGAAACAUACGGAAGUAGUGAUGGCUUCAUUAGUGCUACAACGUGAUGCCACACACUUCCCGCAGCCGGAUGCAUUUCUGCCGGAACGAUGGCUCCAGGACGGAACGGAUUCAGACGCACCGAAUGCUAAGGAUGCCCAUCCAUUUAUCUUUCUGCCGUUUGGGUUUGGUGCUCGCAGCUGCAUCGGUAGACGACUUGCCAUGAUGGAGAUGGAGAUCGUUAUUGCACGCUUUGUGCGAAGUUAUGAGAUUGGGUGGAACUAUGGCAAACUGAAGAUGAAAAUGGGACUGAUCAACACACCGUCCAUUCCACUCCACUUCGAGCUGAAGGAUGUGACUGAGUGA
This is a messenger RNA of Anopheles moucheti, 3130 nucleotides long. Its product is annotated as probable cytochrome P450 12a5, mitochondrial. Gene Ontology annotation, molecular function: oxidoreductase activity, acting on paired donors, with incorporation or reduction of molecular oxygen; iron ion binding; heme binding. The record is from RefSeq and is a predicted model, not a curated record. NCBI's taxonomy places the organism in Eukaryota, Metazoa, Arthropoda, Insecta, Diptera, Culicidae. The coding region runs from base 56 to 3130 and encodes 1024 amino acids. The transcript has 16 exons.